GAUCUAAAAAAGGCUUAGUGCGUCGGCCGGAAGCUCUCCACUUGCCCCACCUAUGCAUCAUCUUCUAUGCGUUGUUGCUCCAGAUCGCCUGUCGAACGCAAGAGAAAGCAUCGAUCCUCAAAUAACAUCGGUCUACGCUGAGCAUCUUAAUCUCUAGUUUCUUCUUUAUUAGUUGCAGAUACACAGGACGAGUGUGAUAUGGACACUCCCACGAGAAGCUCCGAGCCGUCGUCCGUCGCCUCGGAUGACGGUGGAUAUAACACACCCACACAUGAUACUUUAUCUCACAUCUCCAGCGAUGAGUAUGGCGCGCCGCAGCAUGAUGGCAACAUACCAGAAUAUACACACCCAGAUUUUGCCUUGCCGAGCUAUUCAAGCGUGAACCAAAGUCAAGUAGGGGUGUGUCCCUGGAAAGGAGGCACGUACAUCAUCCGCGACCCCAAGACCCAGCUCGUCAUAGCCCUAGAGAAGGGUGUCUUGGGCCUGUACCCGGAAGCAAACGAAGUGGAAAGCCUAUAUCACUACGGUCGUGGCAGUCACUGGCAUUGUGUGGAGAACGACCGUAUGUGGCUCGGCUUCUAUAACGCAGUCUCUGGUACAUAUAUUGGGCAUGAUAAUCGGAAGAGCAACUGGCGGUUCCAGGCUAAAGCAGAGCGGCAUGAUGAGUGGGAAUGGUUUUGUGCGCGUCAGCACCCAGAUGGCGGACAUAUCUUGCUGGUGAAGCACUGGAAUGAGUUUUUGCCGAUGAGCACCGGGGGGAAAGAUGACCGGGAGUUAACGGUGGACGCGCAACGAGAGGGUGGGACUGUCUGGGAGUUUAUCAGAGUUGAUUCGGAAAAGUAAGCUGGACGUACGGACUCUGAGAGACGGUCGGGAUCUGGUGGUUCAUG
Aspergillus caelatus is the source of this 890-nucleotide messenger RNA. RefSeq lists its product as uncharacterized. The coding region runs from base 199 to 843 and encodes 214 amino acids. The record is from RefSeq and is a predicted model, not a curated record. The transcript has a single exon. Lineage: Eukaryota; Fungi; Ascomycota; Eurotiomycetes; Eurotiales; Aspergillaceae.